UUUAAACGAAAAUCAAUUUCAUUAUUUUCUAAAAAUUAGACUGUGUAUUUCUUUCUUAAGUAUUUACUAUGUAUUUGCAAAGUAUUAUUUUGGUUUACCCACUAUACUUUUUGGUUGGAACAGAGAGUGUUGGACUCAACUCAGAUCAUCUUUUUUUUUGUGAUUUAUUAUUUAAAAAAUCAAAUUUCGAACAGAGUGAUUUAAAUGAAUAUUUGAAAGAAACAUUUAAAAUUGAGAAUAAACUAAAUCUUGAAAUAAACGGACCUGUUUGCAUAUAUUAUAAAGAAAUUUUAGAUUUUUUGGCAGGGAUAAAUAAAGAUGGUGACAAAGAUGUAAUGAAAUUUACUAAAUUUGAGGUUUCAAUGCUCACUAACAAAUUAACUGAAGUUGAUAAAAAUAUGGACGGUUUGUUUAAUAUUGAUGAAGUGAGAAAUUUUACUAAUGAUUUAAUAUUGAGGGGUGAUCAAACAAUUGCAGAAAAAAUUUGCAAAGAUAUGGAAUUAAAGUUCCAUGUUAUAAGAGAAAUGACGGCUGCAAAGAUUUUGUAUAACGCUUUAAUGAGAAUGCCUAAUAUUGAAUUUGAUGAAAAUAAUUUGAUUAAAUUUAAGAAUGAACAAAUAUUUCUUAAAGAAAAAUAAUUUUGCUGAUUCAAUGAAAAUGAUUCAUAAUGUGAUAUUGAUUUAUUUAUUUUUUAUUCAAUUUUAAAACUAUUAUAUAGAUUAAAUUCAUUUAAAUAAGAAUAAUAAAUUUUAGCUUUUAUACUUAUUAUAUAUUUUAUCUUAGAUAUAUAGAAUAAUAUACAUAAUUACCUAAACAUCAUGGAA
Messenger RNA from Daktulosphaira vitifoliae (grape phylloxera), 824 nucleotides. RefSeq lists its product as uncharacterized. The transcript has 5 exons. The record is from RefSeq and is a predicted model, not a curated record. NCBI's taxonomy places the organism in Eukaryota, Metazoa, Arthropoda, Insecta, Hemiptera, Phylloxeridae. Bases 69 to 638 code for a protein of 189 amino acids.